CCGGGCCGCGGUUCCCGAGGCGGGACGGGGCGUCGCGGGGACGCCGACGACCGCGGGGGAGCUUGGCGGAGCCCGGAGGCCGCCGUCUCGCCUGGAGCCGAGGCAGCGCCAGGCCCGGCCCUUCGCCCCGUGCGCAGCCCCUUUCCCGGCCCGGCCUGUCCAGCGGACGCCCGGGGGAACCUCGGCAGCCCGGUGGCCCCCGACUCUGCGCGGCCGCGGCGGCCUCCAGCCCGCGUGUUAACCCCUGAGCGCCGCGAUGGAGCGUCUCCGGGUCAAACUCGCCAGAAGAGACUGCGCUGCGGACAGCGGGAUGCGGCCUCGGGAGCUGAGCCUCCCGCCUCUCUGUUGUCCCCGCUGCCCGGGGAGCCCCGGAGCCCUCGGGGUCGAGGCCGGCGGUGCUGGGCCCCCCCUGCCUCCCGGGCGGUCGUCGAAGUGCAGGCCGUGUGACCUGCCCCUGGCCGCGCUAAAUGGCAGCAUCGGAGCAGAGCGCGGGUCGGGGAGCACGUGCCCAGGUCUGCGGGGCCCGUGUGGAGGAACCACCUUCCCCAGCUGCAGCCUGGACCCUCAGCAGAGCCACCAUUGUGGGCUGAAUCAGAACCAGCCCUUCGGGGGUCCUUUCCGGAAGGUUCCGCAGGUGCAGGGCGGGGGCCGAAGGUGGAUCAAGAACCGUCUGUCCCUCAGAGGCUCUUGGCUGCUGCGGUCAUCGCACAAGCCCAAGCUUCCAACGCUCUUUCCUGCUGACCCCAAAGGGAACCCCCAGGAGGAGACUGGGGUCCAGAGCAGGGACCCUGAGGAGACUGCGGAGCCCAAAUUCAAGAUCAGACACCUGGAGGCUGAGGGUGACAGCCCCGUCGUCCCCGCUCCGUGUCCCCUGGACAACGCCCCGCUGGGCCCGGGGCCGCACGGUCUCCCGGGGGCCGUCACCUUCCUCUGGCCCCUGGGCCUGGUCCUGGCUCAGCCCCCGCCGAGCCCCAGGCGCUUUCAGAGGCUUCUCCUCCUCCGGGCCUGCCUCCAGCUCCCCUGCUGCGGCCCCGGAAGGUUCUCCGUCCAGAGGGGGCAGUUCCGCCAGGACGGGGUCACCUCGGUGAGGGCCCGGCCUCAGGCCUCCGCCCGUGUCCACGUCAGGAAGUCACUGCUGCCCUUCGCCAGCGUCAGGCCCGAAGUUCCCGGAGCAGCGAGAGGUUUCAACCUCAUCACGGAGGAGAGACUCUGCCCUCUUCUUGGUUUCUAGGACAUUUAUUCACAAGC
Choloepus didactylus (southern two-toed sloth) is the source of this 1248-nucleotide messenger RNA. RefSeq lists its product as uncharacterized. The record is from RefSeq and is a predicted model, not a curated record. Bases 257 to 1231 code for a protein of 324 amino acids. Lineage: Eukaryota; Metazoa; Chordata; Mammalia; Pilosa; Megalonychidae. The transcript has 6 exons.